AUCGUUUGUUUUUCAAAACGUAUAGCUAAAUUUCGGGUUAAUAAUAUCUAUCAAAUGUUUAUUUGAAAAUUUAAAAUUCUACAAAUUUCCUCGAAUUUCCCACUGCAGCUACAAAGUAGCUAAGUUGCCUACACAGCCACGUAGUUAGUCAUGGGAGCUUUGUUUGGAAAAACCAGCAAAAAGACGGCUCCUAGUCGGAUCACCGACCAGGACAAGGCGGUUCUGCAAUUGAAGCAACAGAGGGAUCGUCUGAAGCAGUACCAAAAACGCAUCGAGACGCAGUUGGAGAAUGAUCGCCUCCUGGCAAGGAAGUGCCUACAGCAAGGUCGCAAGGACCGGGCCAAGCUGCUGCUGCGCAAGAAGAAGUACCAGGAGAGUCUGCUGACCAAUGCCGACAAACAGCUGGAAAACCUGGAGAAGCUGGCUGCGGACAUUGAGUUCGCCCAGGUGGAGAUGAAGGUGCUGGACGGCCUCAAAGCGGGCAAUGCUGCUCUGAAGAAGGUGCACGAAAUGCUUGACAUCGACGAAGUUGAGCGAAUCAUGGACGAGACACGCGAGGGCAUCGAAAAGCAGCAGGAAAUAGACGCCAUACUGACGGAUGUGCUGACCACGCAGGACGAGGAGGACGUUUUGGCCGAGCUGGAUGCCCUGGAGGCGGAGGAAGAGCAGCAGAAGGGUGCACAGCUGCCGGAUGUGCCCACCGAAGAUCUGCCCAUUCCCGCUGAGAUCGAGUCCGUCGAGGAGCCGGCAAAGACCAAAGCAACCAAGAAAGUCCUGGUGGAGGCAUAGAACCUAUAGUAAAACGAAACCAAUGCCAUUUUGUAUGUAUAUAUGUCGUUCAACUAAAUUUCUCGAUAAGUCCAAUGUGAAAUACAUAUUUUAAUAGAUUAUGCUUGACU
Drosophila melanogaster (fruit fly) is the source of this 899-nucleotide messenger RNA. It is a transcript of the gene Vps20, whose product is annotated as vacuolar protein sorting 20. The record is from RefSeq and is marked reviewed. The transcript is spliced from 4 exons. Gene Ontology annotation, cellular component: endosome membrane. Gene Ontology annotation, biological process: vacuolar transport. The coding region runs from base 151 to 789 and encodes 212 amino acids. Lineage: Eukaryota; Metazoa; Arthropoda; Insecta; Diptera; Drosophilidae.